Oldenlandia corymbosa var. corymbosa is the source of this 2043-nucleotide messenger RNA. The record is from the annotation of a GenBank genome assembly. Lineage: Eukaryota; Viridiplantae; Streptophyta; Magnoliopsida; Gentianales; Rubiaceae.
AUGACAAAAAUAAGCAAAGCAGAAGGAUGGAAGCCCACGGUUAUAAUGGUAUUGGUUCAGUUAAUAUAUGCAUGGAUGAACAUUUUCCUGAAAUUAGCAGCUCAUGAUGGUAUGGAUCUCAGAGUUGCAGUCACUUAUCGUUUCGUUUUUGGUGCUGCCUCAUUAGUUCCUGUUGCAUUCUUCUUCGAAAGGAAAGUAAGACCAAAAUUAACCUGCAAAGUUGUUUUCUUCGCAUUUCUUUCCGGAUUAUUUGGAGGUGCUCUGGGACAAAACCUAUACUUGGAAAGCUUGGUACUAACAUCAGUCACAUUUAUAUCAGCUAUGAACAAUCUAGUUCCUGCUACUACAUUUCUGCUAGCCGUGAGUUUGAGGUUGGAAAGUUUAAAAUGGCAUACAAGAGCAGGUAAAGCAAAGUUGCUGGGAACAAUAAUAGGGAUCGGAGGAGCAAUGUUGUUCACAUUUUACAAAGGUCCAAAUAUUACCAUUUGGAAAACAGAUGUAAACAUUCUUAACAUCAUGUCUAGUCAUCAUCGUCAUCGGGCUUCACGCAAAACACAGGGUAGCAAUCAAAUACUUGGUUCUAUCCUAGCAUUCCUAUGUUGUCUUUCUUUCUCUCUUUGGCUUAUAUUUCAGGGUAAGGCUGCUCAAUGUUACCCAUGUCCUCUGUCUUUCGCGGCUGUCAUGGUUGUGAUGGCUUUGGUUUUGAAUUUGAUUGCUACAAGCUGCUUACAACGUGACUGGAAAGAAUGGAAGUUGGGAUGGAACAUUAGACUUAUUGCGGUAGCUUUUUCGGGACUUUUGGGAACGACGGUAGUAUAUAGCCUCAUAACUAUUGCUAUAGCUAUGAGAGGUCCACUAUUUGUGUCAGCUUUCAACCCUUUAAUACUUGUAAUCGUGGCCAUAGUCGGAUCACUUGUACUCGAAGAGGAUUUACACUUGGGAAGCUUGCUUGGAGGAAUUCUUAUAGUUUGUAGUCUAUACUUCAUAUGUUGGGGAAAGAGUAAAGAGAGUAAGAUGGCUGACAACUCCACAGUGGCAAACGAGCAAAUUCAAGCUCAUGAUGGUAUGGAUCUCAGAGUUGCUGUGACAUAUCGUUUUAUUUUUGGAGCUGUUACCAUGGUUCCUAUUGCUUUCUUCGUCGAAAGGAAAACUAGACCAAAGCUUACUUGGAAGGUUCUCUUCUUUGCGUUUCUCUCUGGAUUAUUUGGAGGUUCAUUGGGACAAAAUUUAUUUUUAGAAAGCUUGGUGCUUACAUCAGCCACGUUUACCUCAGCCAUGGUCAACCUUAUCCCUGCUACCACAUUCUUGCUCUCCUUAUGCCUUAGGCUGGAAAGAUUAAAUUGGCACGCGAGAGCGGGUAAGGCAAAGGUUUUCGGAACAUUGAUAGGAAUUGGAGGAGCAAUGUUGUUCACAUUUUACAAAGGUCCAACUAUGACCAUUUGGAAAACGGAUGUAAACAUUCUCAACAUUAUGCCUAGUCAUCACCAGACUUUACCUAAAGCACAGGGUAGUGAUCAAGUUCUUGGAGCUAUCCUUGCCUUCUUGUGUUGUAUUUCUUUCUCCCUCUGGUUCAUAUUCCAGGCGAAAGGUGCCCAACAUUACCCAUGCCCUCUAUCUUUCACUGCCCUGAUGAUUGUGAUGGCAUUGGUUUCGAAUUUGAUUGCUACAAGUUGUUUACAACGUGACUGGAACCAAUGGAAAUUAGGUUGGGAUAUAAGGCUUUUUGCAGUAGCUUUUUCGGUAAGUUCCAUAAGAAUUGUUGGAAUUCGAUGUUUAUUAUGUAUUUCCGAAUUAAUUAGAGCUAUUUUCGCAGGGAAUUUUUGGUACAACAUUGUGUUAUACCCUAAUGACGGUAACUAUAGCAAUGAGAGGUCCAUUAUUUGCUUCAGCUUUCAACCCUUUGUUACUCAUCAUUGUGGCCGUUGUUGGAUCACUUGUGAUGGAAGAGAAAUUAUACUUAGGAAGCUUGCUUGGAGGUUUUCUCAUAAUAUGUGGUUUAUACACCAUAUGUUGGGGGAAGAGCCAAGAGAUUACAAUGAUUGA